AUGGACAAGGAAAUCCAGCUGGCCGAGCUGCCUCUCACGCAGCUGUGCGCAAUUUGCCGCACGUGCUCGCUAGCCUGCUCCAAACGCCAUAAGCUAUGGUCACAAUGCUCUGGCGUCCGAGACCCAGCUGAAUACCUCAAGAGAAACGAAUUGGCCACACCAGCUGCAUUUGACAAGGACUUCAACUUCCUCACGAGCAUUGAAAGGUCACUCGAGCGUGCCGAAGUCGAUGCCGAAACCCGAGGAAUCGAUCUCGUCCCCAACUCUGAUCCCGAUGGAGGCAAGGCAAAGCAACGGGGUGAUAUGGCGCGAGGCGAGCUGCCCUUGCAGCGUGGCAUGGAGAACAGUGGCGUGCGCAUUGUCAAAGCUCCAAAGGGAAUGACGCGGAACAAAUUGAAUACAUCCCAUUGGCAUAGAAACCGCCUGAACGAUGAGAAGAUCGCAGAGCCUCCGGCGAAAAAGAGGAAAGUAUCCAUUGAAAAGAUCGUCAGGGACGGUGCCAUUGAUCCAGUGGAAGCAAGCACAGUCACAUCUUGCACUCUUGAAGGUUCUGUAAGCGUGGAAGAGAAUGAUGAUCCCGUCCCAGACGACGUAUCUUCAUCUAAAACACUGAGCCCCGGGCCUGCAUUGCCGUCCGCAAACGAAAGCGAGGCCCCCUUAACGCCGCUACCAGUAGCUCUAACACCCACAUCUCCACCAGCACCCGAAGAUAACCCUCCUACUAACGAUGAUGGCUCAUCAACAACACUACAUAUAUACCUGCACAGGCCGCAGACAUGCGCCAAAGUCCCGGUUCUCAUACCGGUAACAGACCAGUCAAUGGCCUUGGGAGCGGUACUUCGCGACAGAACUGUCCUCGAGUUCCCCACUUUUUAUGUGCUUGAGCAUUCUCCAGAUCAGAUAUCAGGUGAGAAGUAUUUGUUGGAAGAGCAGUACGUAACUCAGUACAAAGAUGAUAUCGACCCAGACGGUUCUGGUGAAGAAGGGGAGAUAGAUGAAGAAGAGGAAAGCGAAGAAGCAAAAAGACUCGCUGAGCUAAAUGCUCUAAAGGUAAUGGAAGUACUCAGGAGAGACUUGGAAGCAAAUGUUGCAUCAUAUUUUGAAUAG
Molecule: messenger RNA, 1107 nt
Organism: Trichophyton benhamiae CBS 112371
Lineage: Eukaryota; Fungi; Ascomycota; Eurotiomycetes; Onygenales; Arthrodermataceae
Product: HIT finger domain protein, putative
Exons: 3
Coding region: 1-1107 (368 amino acids)
Biological process (GO): maturation of LSU-rRNA from tricistronic rRNA transcript (SSU-rRNA, 5.8S rRNA, LSU-rRNA); box C/D snoRNP assembly; snoRNA localization
Cellular component (GO): nucleus; pre-snoRNP complex
Source: RefSeq, a predicted model, not a curated record